AAGGUGCCUGUUAAUCCGUGGUGCAGGUUUCUUCCAGCGCGUGUGCUGGGCUAUCUGGUCGCCAUGGAGGUAGUAUUGAUGGAAGAGCUUGAUGAAGAGGAGCAGCUGGUGAGAAGGCAUCGCAAAGAGAAGAAGGAGUUGCAAGCUAAAAUUCAGAGUAUGAAGAAUGCUGUUCCCAAGAAUGACAAAAAGAGGAGGAAGCAACUCAUAGAAGAUGUUGCUAAGUUGGAAGCAGAAAUGGAGCAGAAACAGAGAGAGGAACUGGAGCAAUUGAAGCUGACAUCUAAGGAGAAUAAGAUAGAUUCUGUUGCUGUUAACAUUUCAAACUUGGUUCUUGAGAGUCAGCAGCCUCGGAUAUCAAAAGCACAAAAGAGACGGGUGCCUGGAUAGAAGGAGCUCUCUGUGUUGUCCUUGAUCCCUGCUCUGCUUCUAACCAGCUGUAUCAACUUUGGAAAUCUUUCUGCAUGCUGUUUCCUCAGAAGAGGAAAAUGAGGGGUUUUGGAUUAGAUGAUAUCUAAGGAAAAAAAAGCUGCAUUGGAAAAGGAGCGGGAAGAAAGGAUAGCUGAAGCUGAAAUUGAGAACUUAUCUGGAGCCAGAUACAUAGAAAGUCAAAAACUUGCACAAAUAUUGGCAGCCAGGCAGUUGGAAAUUAAACAGAUUCCUUCUGAUGGCCACUGCAUGUAUAGAGCCAUUGAAGAUCAACUGAAAGAACAGGAUUGCCCUCUGACUGUGGCUGCCUUAAGAAGUCAGACUGCUGAAUAUAUGCAAAGCCAUGUGGAAGACUUUCUGCCAUUUUUAACAAACCCCAAUACAGGAGAUAUAUAUACUCUAGAAGAGUUUGGAAAGUACUGUGAUGACAUUGUAAACACAGCUGCUUGGGGAGGUCAGCUUGAGCUAAGAGCACUAUCUCACAUUUUAGCAACACCAAUAGAAGUAAUACAGGCAGAUUCUCCUCCUAUUGUAGUUGGUGAAGAAUAUUCAAAAAAACCAUUAAUACUUGUAUAUAUGAGACAUGCAUAUGGCUUAGGAGAACAUUACAAUUCCGUUACACCGCUAAUGAACACAGCUACUGAAAAUUGCAGCUAGUUUACAAAAUGUUGUGCAAUUAAAUGUUUUAGAACAGUGUGCCCAUCUGAGUAUUCAUACCAAGUGCUGGAUUGUUCUGAAUGUUACUGAGAAACACAACUACCUUAAAUGAGCUUUAUGGCGAAGCUACUAACAGGUUUUUCAGAAAUGUGUCAGACAUAAACCUAUAUCCCCUUAUUGGUAUUUUUAAAACUGUAAAAUCCAUUGUGGAGAAAUCAUUCAUAGACCAAGAUAGUACCCUACUCACUGAUAUUUUCAUUGAAAUAAGACCUUGGACAUUCUGUUCUGUGUUGGAAUAAAUUUUAAUUAUCUUUCAUGUUACUAAAAGCUUUCAGUAACUAUUUCGUGUAACUUUGCUUGAAGAAGUGAAUUGACUCAGUCUCUUUAUCAUUGCAAUAUCUGGAGGGUGGUGAUAGCAAAUAUAACUAGUGCUUAUAAAUGAACUUGAUCACUGUAACCUCGGUAUUGAUGGAACUAAUGCCUUGAAACUUUUUAUUUAACCCCAUCAAGGUGCAGUUUAAGAAGCUUGUUUUAAUAAUUAAGAAUUUUUAAAUAUUUAUUCAGAUGGGAAUCAGUUGUUGAGUUGAAAGAAAUGAGACAAAUUUGAAGGCAACUAGAUGUUCUCUAUCAGAUUAAAACCUGUAAAGAGUUAGAGAUUAGCUUUAUAUUUGUAUGUAACUUAAGAAAACAAACAAAACAAAAACCCAACAGAUUACUGUAUCUUUCUAAUUUAUUAUUUAUUCCUUGCUGUUUCUUAAACUCUGGAAUUAGUACCAUCAUCUUUUAAUCAUCUUCAUGACUACAUAUUUUUAUAUUCUCUCUGUGUUUUCCUCUCACUACCUAGCUGGUUUGCUUUCCUUGCAGUCUUUUCCACUAAGAAACAGUUUGUGGACUCUCUCAUUCUCUAGCUUGUACAAGUUGAGGGAGUAGCAGUGUUAAAGGGCCCAAGUUUAGUCACAUUUACUUAAUUUUUCUUUUCCAGUUUACCGUACAAGCUCUCAUCGUUUUUGCUUCAUUCUCUAGGAUUAGAAGAAAAUCUUUGUUACUUGUUGUUUUGUUAGGUUUAUUAAUAUCACCUUCCCUUUAACACAAAUAUUUGAGAAUGUUUAUAUAGCAUGUAUGAAUAAAGUUGAAAGCCACUGUCUGGGAGUCAAGAUUUGUAUAGUAAAAUCAGUAUGCAGUAGUUUUAGGGGUGAAUGAUUUAUCUAGCUCCAAUUUCAGGUUACUCACAACAGUAUUCUUUCUAUGGUGAUAGUACCCAUAUAUACAAAUUGAUCAUUUGUUAUGUAAGGAAGUAUUGUCUGUGAAAAUGGGCCCUUUUUGGUUUGAUCUGUUUUUCUCAAACUAGUAAGAUUUAUCAUCAAGUUUAUAAUAUUUGAUUUUUUUUCUUCCGUAAGUACUUUUUUAAGUAAACAUUGUGUUUGUAAUAUUUAAAAUGGGAUGUCAGUCUCACAUGCCCUACAGGUAACAAAUGUGUGACUCUUGCAGGGACUGUGGUAAACCAGCACAAGAAAGGCUUGCCUUAAGGCAUCCUGACUCAAAAGUUUCAAAAGCAUUCUGCCUGCCAAGUAAAAUAUAUUCUGAAGGCUGCCUGUUUUGUAAUCUUUGACUUGAAUGUUUUUGGGAUCUGAAAUUUAUAAAAGAAUGAAAAUGGGAAAAUACUAGAUGUCUUGGCUUUAUUUUGAAGUAAUGUUACUUUAAAAUUUAAGCAUCCUAAAGUAAUAUAAACAAGAUAUUAUAAAACUUAGGUACUAUAAUUUCCAUCUACAUCGAAAGUAUUCUAAAAUGACUUACUGGUAGCUUUUUUUUUUU
Messenger RNA from Trichechus manatus latirostris (Florida manatee), 2898 nucleotides. It is a transcript of the gene OTUD6B, whose product is annotated as OTU deubiquitinase 6B. The transcript is spliced from 8 exons. NCBI's taxonomy places the organism in Eukaryota, Metazoa, Chordata, Mammalia, Sirenia, Trichechidae. The record is from RefSeq and is a predicted model, not a curated record. Gene Ontology annotation, molecular function: cysteine-type deubiquitinase activity. Bases 508 to 1086 code for a protein of 192 amino acids. Gene Ontology annotation, biological process: protein deubiquitination.